This is a messenger RNA of Tinamus guttatus (white-throated tinamou), 1656 nucleotides long. NCBI's taxonomy places the organism in Eukaryota, Metazoa, Chordata, Aves, Tinamiformes, Tinamidae. The record is from RefSeq and is a predicted model, not a curated record.
GAACGCAUAGACAGGGAGCAACUCUGCGGGCAGGUGCAGAUGUGCCUGAUAAACCUAGAAAUCUUGGUAGAAUUCUCUAUGAAGGUUUUCAAAGUGGAUGUAGAAAUCACCGACCUGAAUGACAAUGCUCCCAAGUUCCAGCAAGAUAAACUGCAGUUUCGAAUCAGUGAAACAGCAGCGGUGGGAACGCGGUUCCCGCUGGAAGAGGCACAAGACAUGGACGUGGGGCUGAAUGCGCUGCAGCGCUACGAGUUGAGCGGCGAUGAGCACUUCGCUCUGGAUGCGCAGACCGGAGCAGAUGGCUCGAAAUAUGCGGAGUUAGUGUUGUCGAAGGCCCUCGAUCGGGAAGAAGUCGCUUUUCACGAUCUCGUGCUGACGGCAGUGGACGGUGGGGAUCCAGCGAGGACGGGCAUGGCGCGGAUCCACGUGGUCGUGCUAGACGCCAACGACAACCCGCCGGUGUUCAGCCAGGCGGUGUACACAGUGCGGGUGAGGGAGGACGUGCCUGUUGGCUCUGUCCUGCUCGCCGUGAACGCCACGGAUGCGGACGAAGGCACCAAUGCGGACGUAGCUUAUUCCUUGCGCAGGGCGCCCGGCGGAGCAUCGCGCCUCUUCCAGGUGGACCCCCGAAGCGGAGACGUCACGACGGUGGGCAGACUGGACUACGAAGAAUCGCCUCUAUAUGAGCUGGAGGUCCAGGCGAAGGACGGUGGGGACCUCUUGGCUAGGGCAAAAGUCCUGGUGAACCUGAUCGACGUGAAUGACAACGCGCCUCUUAUCACCGUGACGUCUGUCGUGAGCUCUGUUUCCGAGAACAGCCCCCGGGGGACUGUUAUCGCUUUAUUAAAAGUUAAAGACGAAGAUUCAGGAGCGAGUGGGAAGGUGAGACUAUCCCUCGCCGACACGUUCCCCUUCCGCCUGGAGAAGUCUUUUGAAGACUACUACAGCGUGGUGACAUCGGGGGAGCUGGACCGCGAGGCGGUGGCGGAGUACAACGUGACGGUGCGCGCGACGGACGGCGGGUCGCCCGCGCUGUGGAGCAGCGCGGUGCUGCCGCUGCGCGUGCUGGACGGGAACGACAACGCGCCGGUGUUCGCGGAGGCGCGCUACAGCGCGUGGCUGCCCGAGAACAACGCCAAGGGCGCGCUGGUGCUGACGGUGCGCGCGUGGGACGCGGACUGGGGCGAGAACGCGCGCGUGCGGUACCGGCUGUGGGAGGGGCAGGUGCGCGGCGCGCCGCUCUCGUCCUACGUGUCGGUGCACGCGGAGACGGGCGCGCUGUACGCGCUGCGCUCGUUCGACUACGAGGAGGUGCGCGAGGUGGAGCUGUGGGUGCGCGCGGAGGACGGCGGCGCGCCGGCGCUGAGCAGCAACGUGUCGGUGCGGCUCUUGAUCGUGGACGAGAACGACAACGCGCCGCAGGUGCUGUACCCGCCGGCGGCGUCGCUGCUGCGGGCGGGCUGCACUUCCAGCGCGGGGCCUCCGGGUGCCGCUGCUGCCCGAUGUGAAGCGGCGCCGCAGACAGAGCCAGACCUGAAGCCGGAGCAGGCGCAGCCUCCUGCGGGGCGGCUUCUCUCUCGUAAAGCACCGGGCGGACAGCGCCGACACGGACCGAAAAAGCAGCUGAGACGGCAAGAAGAAGCGGCGAUACAGGCG